Ahaetulla prasina is the source of this 3068-nucleotide messenger RNA. It is a transcript of the gene NAPEPLD, whose product is annotated as N-acyl phosphatidylethanolamine phospholipase D. Gene Ontology annotation, molecular function: N-acylphosphatidylethanolamine-specific phospholipase D activity; zinc ion binding. Lineage: Eukaryota; Metazoa; Chordata; Lepidosauria; Squamata; Colubridae. The transcript is spliced from 5 exons. Gene Ontology annotation, biological process: N-acylethanolamine metabolic process; N-acylphosphatidylethanolamine metabolic process. The coding region runs from base 154 to 1524 and encodes 456 amino acids. Gene Ontology annotation, cellular component: cytoplasm; membrane-bounded organelle. The record is from RefSeq and is a predicted model, not a curated record.
GGGCAGGAGGCUGGGCCAAGCCGGCGUCCCUUUCCCGAGAGAGGGCAGCCGAGGGCUAGAAGGAGGGAGAGCCGGGCAGGAACGAAGAGCCAGGCCGGGCGUGGUGGCUCCGGGCGCCCCGCGAAGUUGCUCCGGGCCGGUCUCGCCCGCUGCAUGGGGAAGCGGCCCUGCCAGGCUCCGUCCUCGCUGCUCGGGGCGACUGCGACGGCGGGCGAGGGGACCGCGGGGCAGAGGCGGCUCGGCGGCGGGGCUCAGCCGGGCAGGGAGAAGCGCCGGAGGCCGCUGAUGGAGGAGGAAGAGGAAGAAGCGGCCGCCCUGCGGGAGCCCAGCCGGGAGAGUUCAUCACCAAAUGAAAUGGACGAAGAGCAGCCAUGCAAUUCCAAUUUGAAAGAAGAAGAAGUAAAGAAACGUCAGCAUUCGAAUCAAGGUUCCCGGGGUAGCAAUUCUUCCAGGACGUCGAGAAAAAGCUUCCGGUUGGAUUAUCGGCUGGAGGAAGAUGUAACAAAGUCAAAGAAAAGUAAAGAUGGCCGGUUUAUGAAUCCCUGGUCAACCUGGAAACCGGUAACCAUCCCAAAUGUCUUGAAGUGGAUUUUUACAGAAAAAGACAACAGCAAAGUCCCGAGUUCAAAACAGGUCCUUGACAUGCACCUCCCCGUGUUGAAACCUUAUUUCGUCCAAAACCCUGAACAAUUUGGAAAAACCGGAGUUGGUAUGCGAGUAACGUGGCUCGGACACGCGUCAGUCUUGGUAGAAAUGGAUGAAGUUACGUUUAUUACCGAUCCCAUCUUCAGCCAGCGGGCUUCCCCAGUGCAGUGUCUGGGUCCUAAGCGUUUCCGAGGCCCUCCGUGCACCGUCGGCGAACUGCCCAAAAUAGACGCGGUGUUGAUCAGCCACGAUCAUUACGACCAUCUGGAUUAUCCGACCGUCAUGAGUUUAAACGCACGUUUUGGCAGUGAAUUGAGGUGGUUCGUGCCUCUGGGCCUUUUAGAGUGGAUGCAGAAAUACGGCUGCGAGAACGUCAUCGAACUGGACUGGUGGGGAGAAAACUGCAUUCCUGGUCACGACGCCGUCACCUUUGUUUUCACGCCUUCUCAGCAUUGGAGCCAACGGACCGCCACGGAUGAAAACAAGGUUCUUUGGGGAAGCUGGUCGGUUCUGGGUCCCUGGAACCGUUUCUUUUUCGCUGGAGAUACCGGCUAUUGCGUUGCCUUUGAGGAAAUAGGGAAACGGUUUGGGCCGUUCGAUCUUGCAGCCAUUCCCAUCGGAGCCUACGAACCAAGGUGGUUUAUGAAAUACCAGCAUGUGGACCCUGAAGAAGCAGUACGAAUCCACAUUGAUGUACAAGCAAAGAAGUCCGUCGGGAUUCAUUGGGGGACUUUCGCUUUAGCCAAUGAGUACUAUUUAGAUCCACCUGUUAAACUGAAGGAAGCUCUUGAUAGAUACGGAUUGCAAACGGAAGAUUUCUUUGUUUUGAACCAUGGAGAAUCACGAGAUUUAAAUAUUAACGAUGACGGAUUUGAAUAGAAGCAGAAAAAACUUCUUAUUAACCAUAAUUGGGUGGGGGGAAUAAGAGUGAAUAUUUUUUUUUUUUGUAAAACAAAAAUUAAAUAGGCUUUUGAAGACUUCAGGCGUGUUUAAUUAUAACAACCUCUUAAAAAAACCUUGCAUACCGACUUUGUAACAUGAUUUUUGACGAACGAAUUAAUCGUAGAGAGCAUUAACCGAGCUACAAAUAACUUUUAAGUAAACAGGGAUUCUUCUAUGACAUAAACCUUUGUACAAUUGUUCGUUUGCUCUGGAACGGUAUUAAAAUAACUGCUAAGAAUUUAUUUCCGUCCAGACGCUCUUUUAACAGCAUGUGUUCAGUGCUUGGCGGAGCCUGGUUGCAUGUAAAAAUGAAUGUAAAUUUUAGUCUGACCACUAAUAUGCAAACUGACUAUAUGCAGAUCAGUGCUGAUGAGACCUACCUGAUACAGGUAUGUCUGGUGGUGAUAAGAAACUGCAGAAUCCUUCAAUCCUCUCCCACUCAUUCACUAAUCAAGAGAGGAAGAACAAAAGAUAGGCGUGUGAAGAUGCUGGGAUAAAAACACAAGGCUACGCCCAAAACGACACUUUUGUAUUCGUAACUGGGUGCUGGAUUUAUACACGAAUUGAAAACAUUUCCUGCCAUGCUGAAAUCUGAAUUUUGGGUUAGCUGUGAAGAUGAUCCAUAGACUUCACUUGGGAGCCACCAUUUUGUGUGCGUGUUUAGCCAGACACGAAGCCUACAUUAAAAGGGCGUUUAGAAUUCGCCAGGAUCAUUUCCUUGAUCAUUUCUACAGCAUGGCUGGUUUUUUUAAAAUACUAAUACUAACAUGACAAUAUUUUUAAAACUUUCCGCGUACAACCCCGUAUAUGGUAGUAAUAGCUGUGAUGGAAUCUUGUGUUUUGAACCCUGCAGCCUUAAUGGGCAAAGGACUAUUCAGACUUGGGGCUGAGUAUCUCACCCAGAGGGUAAUGCCAGGUGCCUUCAAAGCUGUCGAAUUGGUAGGAUUUGAAAUGAGUCUUCCAACGCGAGUUGCUGCUAAAAAGCACAUUGUAAGGAAAACCCAGAUUCUACCGAACGCGUACCGCACGUCUACUCGCAAACAUGGGAGCUUCGAUUUGAAACGGUCCGUUGAAACGUGCCUUUUCGAGAAUUUCGAAUGUGGGAAAUGCCUAACGUUGAUUGUGCUGCUGGCCAAAACAGUGUGUGUGUGUGUACGUUGUGCUGUGACAAUGAAUUGUUUGUUACCGUCCUCCAAAGCCUUCUAUUGUUUGAGAAUAUGACUGGCGAAGGUAAGAAAGCAUCGGUCGCUCCAAAAAAAAAAAAACCUUUACUCAGCUCCAUUUUGUUUUGUGUUUCUUUUCCUUACGGCAAUUGUGACGUCCAAAACCAGUAAUUUUAAGAACACGAUGUACGGAUUCCUUUACAAAGCGGAACUCCCUGAGAGUGGAUGAAUUUCUUCUGCAUUAAAAAACAUGACCAAAUAUGCUUGUGUGAACCUGCUACUUUGACAAUAAAUUGUUGCCCCAAAAUGUUCUUUUAA